This is a messenger RNA of Clupea harengus (Atlantic herring), 1272 nucleotides long. RefSeq names its product SLAM family member 9-like. The record is from RefSeq and is a predicted model, not a curated record. Bases 137 to 994 code for a protein of 285 amino acids. Lineage: Eukaryota; Metazoa; Chordata; Actinopteri; Clupeiformes; Clupeidae. The transcript has 6 exons.
CAUGUAAUGCGUGCUGCUAGUUCCUGUGGGCGACCUAUCGCCUGCUUUAUAUAUCCAGUGAUCUACUUGUUGUCACUGGCUUCAUCUCAGUCUGUCUGUCUUGACAGGGAUAAAGAGGCUUGUUGAAGGUACAGAAAUGGAUCCAAAAUGGACUUUGUCUCUCCUUGCUGCCAUCCUUCACACAGUGGCCAGUGCCCCAGAGUCUGUGUUUGCUCAAGAGGGAAACUCUGUCACCCUGAUCAUGCAGUGGCAUAACAACACAGAUAUAGAUAGUGCAGUCUGGUUUUUUAAUCAAUCAUGUGAUAUUGUUAGAUAUUAUCCAUAUUAUAAUAAAUCUCGUCAGGUAAGAGUUACAGACCCUUAUAAGGGCAGAGUAGAGUUUGAUUCCACCACCUUCUCUCUGGAGCUGACAAACCCACAGAAGAAUGACAGCGGACUCUACAAAGGAGAGAUAAAUGCUGAUGGAAGGAAGGCUGUUUCUGAAUACAGGCUCAAUGUUCUUGAGCAAGUAACCGCCCCUGUCUUGACUGUGGAGUCUGUCUUGUCCAGUGGUGACCUCUGUAAUGUGACAGUGACCUGUAGAGCUGGUGACCUCUCUCUGACCUCCACCUGUGACAUCAGCACCUGCACACAGGAGGAACAGACUGCACCCUCCAGCCUUGCCAUCUCUAUUAAAGAUGAUCUCAUAAUCUGCAACCAUAGCAACCCAGUCAGUUGGCAUCAUGCUACAGUGGAAUUGGAGAUGAUGUGUCAAAGUACACAACAUAAGAAACAUCAGAAGACCUCUAUAUGGAUCUAUGUUGCUGUUGCUUCAGGACUACUACUAUUCGUCCUUGUUGGGGGAGUUUUGUGUUUUCAAAUGCAUUCAAAGAAUCAAGCAGGCAGUUCUUCAGCAGUUAAUCAGUCAGUUGAGACCCGGAACCCAUCAUCAGAUGUGAAGAGGUGGAGUCCCUUCAAGUCUUACUCUACAGUCUCUUAUGCUCUGAAGUCCUAGUCCUGAGUCCAGUUAAAUGUCCUUCCACCAUUGUUACGACCCCCUGCGCCACUGCAGACGGUGUAGUGACCAUGCAUGGCAUGCAGGCGACAGCGCGGGCAACGAGUUGAUUGACUGAUUACCCACCUGGGGAGAUGGGGGGGAAUAAAAAGGACCAGUGGACACCUGUCUCUCUCUUGAGCUCUCUCUCAGCAUACAGACGUCAAACCCCCUAGACCCCGUCGUUUUUAUGUUAUACUUGUAUGUACUUAAUAAAUACACCUAAUUUUGUAAGAAAA